GUGGGAAUAGGAUAAAAUAUUAAGAUGUAUUUCAUGAUUACUAGUUUUAUUUUUAGUCUGUGUUUUUCUAUUAUUUAAUCUGUGGACAUGUUAUCUGUAGACUGUAGAUUUUUGGUUGUCUAUGACUUGACUUUGUGUCUUUUGGUACGAUGUAAUGGAGGAUUGUUGAAAUGUAUUUUUGAUAUGUAACCGGUGUCUGGGAAAUAAAUCGAUUGGGCGAAUUUGGCUUUUCAUUUACACCAUCCCCACAUAAUUUGGGGGCUCGUCCGGGAUACGGGAUGGUGGAAUAAAGAAAAAACAGACGAAGACUAUGCCGGUGAUUUAACCUGAUUAAGAAUUUACGAAUUACGAACGAAGACUAAGAUUUAAAGAAGCUUAUGAUUAUACGAUUACGACUUGAAGACUAUAAAACUUUUUAUUUACAUUAUUCAACAUGCCGCCGAAACGAGUAAAAGAUGAUGAUGAUUGUGGUGAACCAUCGCCGCGUAUUUCCUUCAAUGACUUAGAGAAAUCAAUGACGCCAUUUUCGGGUGAUGAUGCCUAUGGCAUCGAAACAUUCGUAAAAGAUUUUGAAGAUAUUUCCUCUUUAAUGCAAUGGGGCGAAAUAGAAAAACUCAUAUUUUCGAAGCGGCUUCUCGCGGGAACCGCCAAGCUAUUUUUACGUUCACUAAGUGGGACCACCACGUGGGAUACACUUAAGUCUGAGCUCCGUGAGGAAUUUGGUAAGAAGUUGAACAGUGCAACUGUUCACAAGAGACUUUCAACUCGCCGGAUGAAGAUGAAUGAGACUCAUCAGCAAUAUUUUUUACAUAUGAAGGAACUUGCAGUACUUGGGAAUGUUGAAGAUGAAGCCCUGAUGGAAUAUGUCAUCGACGGUAUUAAAGACAGAAGAUUCAAGGUGAAAAAUUGUUAUCUUAUAGUUCAGGAACAACAGAAACUUUAACUGGAAUAGCUGAAAAGGAAAUUUAUACAAAAGGAUCUUUCACAGCAAAAAUUGAAAUUGAUGAUUGUUAUUUUGAAACUUUAUUUUAUGUUGUUGAUGAUGGCGCUAUCCCUGUCAACAUUAUAUUAGGAAAUCCUGUACUGAAAGAAGUAGAAAUCAAUUUUAAAUCUGGAACUAUCACUGCAACAAGAAUAUUACACCUUACAAUGCUAGAGAAUGAAAAUGAAGAUAUCACAAAUAUUGAAA
Colias croceus (clouded yellow) is the source of this 1189-nucleotide messenger RNA. RefSeq lists its product as uncharacterized. Bases 434 to 943 code for a protein of 169 amino acids. The transcript is spliced from 2 exons. NCBI's taxonomy places the organism in Eukaryota, Metazoa, Arthropoda, Insecta, Lepidoptera, Pieridae. The record is from RefSeq and is a predicted model, not a curated record.